Molecule: messenger RNA, 2906 nt
Organism: Manis javanica (Malayan pangolin)
Lineage: Eukaryota; Metazoa; Chordata; Mammalia; Pholidota; Manidae
Gene: ALCAM
Product: activated leukocyte cell adhesion molecule
Biological process (GO): cell adhesion
Cellular component (GO): plasma membrane
Source: RefSeq, a predicted model, not a curated record
GUGAGCUCCCCUCCCCCACUCCGUCUCCUACUGUCUUUAUAGGAGAAGGAGAUGCAGCAUCGCCGCUGGAAGAUCCGAGGAGAGCCACGGGGACAGGCGUCUGGGAGCAAGAAAAAGGCAGUUUGGCUUUUUGAACCGUGGCGAGGCAGGGUGGGCGGUAUGAAGUGAGACGCAGAAUCACAGGGACGACGGUCAAGACACCGGGAAGGGGCAGUCCCGGGGGCCCACCCGGACGCGCGCGGCUGCGGGGUCAGCUCCCCACUGGCGGGCGUGGCCCGGCGGAGCCACGAGGAAGCCCCGCCCCGGGCCGGCCGGCCCCCGCGCGCGCCUCCUGCGCACCGUUCUAGAGCCGGGCUCAGUCUCCGACUCGGUCCUGCAGCGCCUCUAGGCUGCAGGUCGGCGCUCCAACCACCUGCUCCGCGCCGCGUCCUGGGAAGCUGGGAGGAGAGGAAGGAGGGAGGAGGCGGGGGGAGGAGGAGAGAGACGGCUUACACACGCCUUCCAGUCCCUCCACUCAGAGCAGCCCGCGGACCGCUGCCACUGUGCCUCUGUUACCGCUCCGCUGUUCUCCCUGCCACAGCGCCGCUGCCACCUGAGGAGACCGCCUGGACCCGCCGCCCCCUGUGGCCGCCCCCGGCGGUUCCUUCCUAGCACAGGGCUUUUGGUGCACACUGCCACUACCAUUAUCAUUACUGUUCCAAAAGAAGGAAAAUAACAGGCCAGCAAAAAGAACCACGUACACCUUUCCGACUUACUUAAGUGUCUCCCGGGAAGAGAGGGUCGCCAGUCCCGGAGGAGCAGCCAAAACGAUCAAAAGCCGGCGUUGAAGGGGAAGGAGGAAGAGUUGGGGCACUGCGUUGUGUAAAGUUGCGUGCGGCACAGACCCGAAGGUGCAGCGCCACAGCCCCGGGGGGCAGUGUGUCUGGGGGAAGCCGCUGCCCCCUGAGUCCCGACCCUUGGGCGCGCGGGCUGCGCGGCGCCCGGGACGACGCCCCCUCCUGCGGCGCGGACUCUGUCGGUGGUCCCCGAGGAGGAGGAGGAAUAUGGCACCGAGGGCGGCCCCCUCCUGUCGCUUGGUGUUCUGCCUCUUGAUAUCUGCCGCUGCCCUCAGGCCAGGCCUUGGAUGGUAUACUGUAAAUUCGGCAUAUGGAGAUACCAUUCUCAUGCCUUGCCGACUCGACGUACCUCAGAAUCUCAUGUUUGGCAAAUGGAAAUAUGAAAAGCCCGAUGGCUCCCCAGUAUUUAUUGCCUUCAGGUCCUCUACAAAAAAAAGUGUGCAGUACGAUGAUGUACCAGAAUACAAAGACAGAUUGAGCCUCUCAGAAAACUACACAUUGUCUAUCAGUAAUGCAAGGAUCGGUGAUGAAAAGAGAUUUGUGUGCAUGCUAGUCACGGAGGACAACGUGUUUGAAGCACCUACAGUAGUCAAGGUGUUCAAGCAACCAUCCAAACCUGAAAUUGUAAGCAAAGCACCAUUUCUGGAAACAGAGCAGUUAACAAAGUUGGGCGACUGCAUUUCAAAAGACAGUUAUCCAGAUGGCAACAUCACUUGGUACAGGAAUGGAAAAGUGCUGCAGCCCUUUGAAGGAGCGGUGGUCAUAAUUUUUAAAAAGCAAAUGGACCCAGUAACUCAGCUCUAUACUAUGACUUCAUCCCUGGAGUACAAGUCAACCAAGGCUGACAUACAAAUGCCAUUCACCUGCUCUGUGACAUAUUAUGGACCAUCUGGCCAGAAAACAAUUAAUUCUGAACAAGCAGUCUUUGAUAUUUACUAUCCUACAGAGCAGGUGACAAUACAAGUGCUCCCACCAAAAAAUGCCAUCAAAGAAGGGGACAACAUCACUCUUAAAUGCUUGGGAAAUGGCAACCCUCCUCCUGAGGAAUUUUUGUUUUACUUACCAGGACAGCCCGAAGGAAUAAGAAGCUCAAAUGCUUACACACUGACAGAUGUGAGGCGCAAUGCAACAGGAGACUACAAAUGCUCCCUGAUAGACACAAAAAGCAUGAUUGCUUCAACAGCCAUCACAGUUCACUAUUUGGAUUUGUCCUUAAGCCCAAGUGGGGAAGUGACCAAGCAGAUUGGUGAUGCCUUGCCUGUUUCAUGCACAAUAUCUGCUAGUAGGAAUGCGACUGUAGUGUGGAUGAAAGAUAAUAUCAGGCUUCGAUCUAGCCCGUCAUUUUCUAGUCUCCAUUAUCAGGAUGCUGGAAACUAUGUCUGUGAAACUGCUCUGGAAGAGGUUGAAGGCCUAAAGAAAAGAGAGUCAUUGACUCUCAUUGUAGAAGGAAAACCACAAAUCAAAAUGACAAAGAAAACUGAUCCCAGUGGACUGUCUAAAACAAUAAUCUGCCAUGUGGAAGGUUUUCCAAAGCCAGCGAUACAGUGGACAAUUACGGGCAGUGGAAGUGUCAUAAACCAAACAGAGGAAUCUCCUUAUAUCAAUGGCAGGUAUUAUAGUAAAAUUAUCAUUUCCCCUGAAGAGAAUGUUACAUUAACUUGCACAGCAGAAAACCAGCUGGAAAGAACAGUAAACUCCUUGAAUGUCUCUGCUAUAAGUAUUCCAGAACACGAUGAGGCAGACGAGAUAAGUGAUGAAAACAGAGAAAAGGUGAAUGACCAGGCAAAACUAAUUGUGGGAAUCGUGGUUGGUCUCCUCCUCGCUGCCCUAGUUGCUGGUGUCGUCUAUUGGCUAUACAUGAAGAAAUCAAACUUUUGUUCUCCGUAUAGCCUCUGCUUCUCCAGUUGGAAGAUGCCCUCAAAAGAAAACCCAUGUAAACGUAGAUCUCCCCCAUUGACUGCAUCAAAACAUGUAAACAAAGACCUUGGUAAUCUGGAAGAAAACAAAAAGUUAGAGGAAAACAAUCACAAAACAGAAGCCUAAGAGAGAAACUGUUGUAGUUGUGUCCAG